Molecule: messenger RNA, 635 nt
Organism: Aplysia californica (California sea hare)
Lineage: Eukaryota; Metazoa; Mollusca; Gastropoda; Aplysiida; Aplysiidae
Product: 60S ribosomal protein L11
Exons: 5
Coding region: 16-576 (186 amino acids)
Biological process (GO): translation
Cellular component (GO): cytosolic large ribosomal subunit; ribosome
Molecular function (GO): RNA binding; structural constituent of ribosome
Source: RefSeq, a predicted model, not a curated record
AUUCUAGACCUGUCAAUGAUUGGUUUUUCUUCUUCUCUUCAGGAUAAGGAGAAAGCAAACAAGAUCAAUGUGAUGAGAGAGCUGCGUAUCCGCAAGCUCUGUCUCAACAUUUGUGUGGGAGAGUCUGGUGAUAGGCUGACCCGUGCUGCCAAAGUGCUGGAACAGCUGACUGGACAAACACCCGUCUUCUCUAAAGCUCGCUACACUGUGAGAUCUUUUGGAAUCAGGCGUAAUGAGAAAAUCGCUGUUCACUGCACAGUCCGUGGGGCUAAGGCAGAGGAAAUUCUGGAGAAGGGCCUGAAGGUACGUGAGUACGAGUUGAGGAGGAACAACUUCUCUGCCACCGGCAACUUUGGCUUCGGUAUCCAGGAACACAUUGACUUGGGCAUCAAGUACGACCCUGGCAUUGGCAUCUACGGCAUGGACUUCUACAUUGUGCUGGGACGCCCUGGAUUCAACAUCAGCCAGAGGAGGAGGAGAAAGAGUGCUAUUGGUGCCAACCACAGAAUCACAAAAGAUGAAUGCAUGAAGUGGUUUCAGCAAAAGUAUGAUGGAAUUAUCCUUCCAGGAAAGUGAGCAAGCAGGAAAAAUAUUAUAAUAAAAAGGGUCAAUAAAACCGCUGAUAUUGCCCGACA